This is a messenger RNA of Metarhizium album ARSEF 1941, 3126 nucleotides long. Its product is annotated as Male sterility, NAD-binding protein. Lineage: Eukaryota; Fungi; Ascomycota; Sordariomycetes; Hypocreales; Clavicipitaceae. The record is from RefSeq and is a predicted model, not a curated record. The transcript has 3 exons. The coding region runs from base 1 to 3126 and encodes 1041 amino acids.
AUGGCUGCAACCAACGGCCUCGGUGCAGAGUCGGACAAGAGUGUCCCUCGUCUGUUGACCACGGUAGUGGAUGAAAUCGCUGCUUCUGAGCCCUCUCGCCCGUUCCAGUUCCAGCCCAAGUCGCGCAAAGCCGAAGACGGCUGGAUCCCAGUAACCUUUGCCGAACUCGCCAAUGCUGUCAACCACGUGGCUCACAUCGUCGCCGAGACGGUCAAGAAGGACAGCACCGACGACUUCCCGACGCUUGCCUACGUUGGGCCCAACGACGUUGGCUACGGCGUCGUGGUCCUGGCCACCAUCAAGGCCGGCUGCAAGGCACUGUUGGUCUCUCCACGAAACAGCAUCGAGGGGCAGCUGUCUUUACUCGAGAGGACCAACUGCAACAACGUGUGGUACGCCGAGUCGUUUCACCUCACCGUCCGGACCUGGCUCUGCGAGCGCAGGAUGAAGUCGUGGGCCGUUCCGCCCCUGAAAGAGUGGCUGCAGGCACCGCCGGCAUCGCCGUUUCCGUAUGCCAAGACCUUUGAAGAAGCCCGCUGGGACCCAUUGGUUGUCCUGCACACGAGCGGCUCUACCGGGCUUCCCAAGCCCGUUGUUUUGAAGCAGGGCGGCUUUGCCGUCGUGGACAUGUUCAGAGCCCUGCCGGAGUACAUGGGUUCCGACUUUGUCUGGAAAUUCUGGAAAUCUCACGCAACUCGCAUCUUCGUACCCAUGCCAGCGUUUCAUGCGGCCGGGCUACUCGCCGGCAUGUUGAGCUUGGGGAUUUACUACGGGUUGCCUGCCGCUCUGCCGCUGCCAGACCAGCCUCUCACGCCGGACUUGACUGUCCGGUGUUUGCGGUGUUCUGGGUCCGACGCGGCGUUUUUGCCGCCUUCUAUUGUCGAGGAGCUGAGUUUGGUGCCCGAGGGCGUGGAGGAACUCAAGAAACUGAGAUUUGUAGCUUUCGGUGGAGGAAACCUGUCCAAGCUCACGCCGUAUGCUCUGUACCACCAGCCCAAUCUGAAACUAUGGCAGUACUUUAUCCUCAACAGCGAGGUCAUGGGCGCCGACUGGCGAGUCCACGACUCCGAGAAUGGCAUCUAUGAGCUCUUCAUCCGCCGCAAGGAUCCCAAGGAGCCGCUUGAUCAGCCCCUGUUUUACACGUUCCCCGAACUCACAGAAUGGUCUACGGGUGACCUGUUCAAGGCUCACCCCACCCUCAAGGACCACUGGAUGUAUCACGGACGAGCGGACAACAUCAUUGUCUUUUCAAACGGCGAGAAGCUCAACCCCGUCACCGUCGAAGACGGCAUAGUCGGGCAUCCCUCCAUCAAAGGUGCCCUGGUCGUCGGGCAGGACAGGUUCCAGCCGGCGCUGAUACUGGAACCCACGACGCCGCCCAAGACUGACGACGAGGCGCACGCCUUGAUUGAGUCCGUCUGGCCGCUCAUAGAGGAACUGAACAAGGAGACCGUCGCCCACGGACGCAUAUCCAGACAACUCGUUGCGCUGUCCGACCCGGACGUCCCCUUUCCCCGGGCCUCCAAGGGGACAGUCCAGAGAACACUGGCAGUUCGCACAUACAGGCACAAAAUCGAAGAGAUUUACAAGCAGGCUGACGAGGCCUACGCGGCAGCCGCUCAGCCCCUUGACCUGACCAGCGUCGACAGCACGUUGCGCUCCGUGCUGGACCUUCUCACCGUCCGAAUGGGCGUCAGCAAGGUAGAGCCCGCUACCGACUUCUUCAGUGCGGGCAUCGACUCGCUGCAAGUCCUCAGCAUGUCAAAGUUCCUGAGGGCCGGCCUCGCAGCCGCGGGCGCGCAAGUUGACCAUGCCGUCGUCGCGCCGCGUGCGAUCUACGCCAACCCUACGCCGGAGCAGCUGGCAAAGUAUCUCUAUACUGCUAGGAGCGCAGAUGGCGCCGCAGAAAACACACGAGACGCCGAUGAAAUCUCCAUCCUGGAAGACCUGGUGUCCAAAUACACGGCAGAUCUACCUGCCCGCCGAGGCGACAAGCCGAGACCCCUGGAGGACGGACAGACGGUCAUCUUGACGGGCUCAACGGGAUCGCUCGGGGCGUAUUUGCUAGACAUGCUCUGCAAGUCGCCGCACGUCAAAACCGUCGUCGCCCUGAACCGCGGCGGAGACGGCGGCAGGUCCCGCCAACCCGACGUCAGCGCGGGUCGAGGUCUCGCCACCGACUUCUCCAAGGUGGACUUCCUCGGCGCGGACUUGUCCCAGCCUGACCUCGGGCUCGGGGCGGCCAAGUACAGCGACCUCGCCGCCGGCGCCGACCGCAUCAUCCACAACGCCUGGCCGGUCAACUUCAACAUGAGCGUGUCCUCCUUCGAGCCCUACAUCCGCGGCGUCAGAAACCUCGUCGACUUCUCGGCCGCGUCGUCGAGACAGGUCCCCGUCGUCUUCCUCUCCAGCAUCGGCACGAUUGCCAACUGGAGAUCCCGACAACUAGUGCCCGAACGGCGCCUCGGCGAUCUCUCCCUGCCCCAGAUGGGCUACGGCCUGUCCAAGCUCGCCGGCAGCCUCAUCCUGGACGCCGCGUCCGAGACGUCCGGCGUCCCCGGCGCCACCAUCCGCGUGGGCCAAAUCGCCGGCCCCCGCGGCGAAAAGGGCAAGUGGAAUCCGCAGGAGUUCCUCCCCAGCCUGAUCGCGAGUUCGGUCCACCUGGGCCUGCUCCCGAGGGAGCUCGGCCCCCAGAGCGUGGUGGACUGGGUGCCCAUCGAGGACGUGGCAGGACUCAUCCUCGACGUCAGCGGCGUCACGCAAACCAAGGACGUGUCGGAAAUCAGCGGCUACUUCCACUGCGUGAACCCCGAGACGGCAGACUGGGCCGACUUGGCCGCCGCCGUCAAGGACCUGUCUGGCGGGCGCAUCCGGGAGCUCGUCGACCUGGAGGACUGGGUGUCGGCGCUGGAGAAGAGCGCGUCCGACAAGGCAGACGUGGACAGGAACCCGGGCAUCAAGCUGCUGGACACGUACCAGGGAUUCGUGGCGGCCAAAAAGGCCGGGCGUGCGGACCACGUAUUUCUCGACAUGCGGCGGACGGUGAGGCACAGCAAGACCGCGGCCAGCCUGGGUCCCGUCACGACCGACCUGAUGCGGCACUGGUGUGCGCAGUGGAACUUUUAG